AUGACUUCAUCAAGAAGCAACAGCAGGAGCAGAAGUAGGAGCCGCAGUCGCAGCAGGAGCAGGAGCCGCAGUCCUCGGCGAAGAGAUAGGUUGCGCAGUGAACGUGCACCCCGCCGCAGUCGCAGUCGCAGCAGGAGCCGCAGUCCAUACCGUCGCAGAGAACGGCGUGGCUACAGGGAUCUUGUAUGCAAGAACUGCCGGAGACCUGGGCACUUCGCUAAGGAGUGCCCAUCUGCGCCUACGUGCAAUAACUGUAAUCUUCCAGGCCACUUCGCAGCAGAAUGCACCUCACAAACUGUUUGCUGGAACUGCAAAGAGUCUGGGCACAUUGCCACUGAGUGCAAGAAUGAGGCCCUGUGCCACACCUGCAACAAGACAGGUCACUUGGCACGUGAUUGCCCUACUUCAGGGGCUAACGCUAAGCUAUGCAACAAAUGUUUUAAACCAGGCCACAUCGCUGUUGACUGCACCAAUGAACGGGCCUGCAACAACUGCCGUCAGUCAGGGCACAUAGCUCGGGAGUGCAAGAACGACCCGGUUUGCAACCUAUGCAAUGUCUCUGGUCAUGUUGCCCGCGUCUGUCCAAAGACGACUCUGGCUUCAGAGAUACAGGGUGGCCCAUUCCGUGAUAUCCUUUGCCGCAUCUGUGGUCAGCCAGGGCACAUCAGCCGCAACUGCAUUGCAACCAUCAUCUGUGACACAUGCGGUGGGAGGGGGCACAUGUCUUAUGAGUGCCCAUCGGCCAGGAUAUUCGAUCGCGGGCUCCGCAGGUUCUGA
Miscanthus lutarioriparius is the source of this 777-nucleotide messenger RNA. The record is from the annotation of a GenBank genome assembly. Lineage: Eukaryota; Viridiplantae; Streptophyta; Magnoliopsida; Poales; Poaceae.